AUGAUAAUUUAGGAAUUUACAAGAUAACCCUCAAAACUUAUAUAUUUUUUAGCUCAAUUCUUUAAUGAAUUGUUAGUACUAAAAUGUGGUUUGCUAAUCUAAAAAUAAGACUUUAAAAUUGAAAGCUUAUUUGAAAAAUUCUUGCUAUAUGUAAUUCGACCUUAUACAUACUUUAUUCAUGAAGAAUUAGAGCUCUUAUAUAGUAUAUGGACUUUUGUACUUCUUUAACUCAUAAUAUUGUUUUGGGUUUAUCUUCUUUAUAUUUCAGAUCAUAAAGAGAAAAAAACAUACAUAUAAUUAAUAAAUAAGUUUGAAUCAAGGUCAACUUUACAAUUUUUAUUGAUUUACAUCUGGAAAUUUAGUUUUUUAAUAUUGUCUGAAUUUCUCAGCUUAAUGUUAAUAGAAGGUUGUUUCGUUAUAUUAUUUGAUCAUAACAUUGAUAAUUUAUUUUGUUUGGCUAGUUCCAUCAUAAUGCUAUUUGAAAUAAUGGUUAUUUUAAUGCUUUAAUUGAUAUUUAUGAAUCAAAGCUUAACUUAUAUUCCAAGAUAACUGAACUAAAUAAUUUAACCAACACUUCUAGUUUACUUAAGUAAAUUACUAAAAAUAAUUGUAUUAUGUCUAUUUACUAGUUCAAUAACAAAUAAAUCAAUUAUGGUAUUAGUGAUAUUAAUAUUAAAUGGUUUACUUGAAUUAUAUAUGUUAUUAAUUUUUUCAAUAAAACUGGAUAGAUACUUGGUUAGAUAAAAUGUAUUAAUGCAAUGUUUAAUAAUAUGUAUUUCAAUAUAGCAAAUAAUUAAUGUAUAUAUUGAUUAAGAAUUAUAAUUUUUAUGGAUUAUAGUUUCAAUUUUACUGUAUUAAUCAAUAUAUAUGUAUUAUGUGAAUGAUAACAUUUUGUAGACAACUGAAGACUAAAAUAAUACAACGAAAAUUUAAAGUUAAUUAUUAUAAAAUUAAAAGAAGCUAUAUUAUUAUCAGUAAAUGACUGAAAGUAGAAAUUCAGAAUAUAGAUUGAUAAAUAAGAUUUUUUUAUCACAUCAUUAGAAAACUUGUGUAAAGAAAAUGUGCUAUUGUAAUAAUGAAGAAAUGGUUAUGAUAAAGUUGGAGAGUAUCAUAAUUAAAGAUUUAAUAAAGAAACUUAAAUUAUAAAUCCAAUAAUCUUAAUAAUAAUCAUCAUUAUUUUAUAUUUAAUAUAUUUAACUACUAAUUUAAAAUGGAAAAUGCUUUGAAGCUUUAAAUGUUACCUAAAAAAUACUCAAUUAAUUCAAUAGAAGAACAUAAUAAUUUAAGAAAUCUGUGUAAUUAAUAAAAGGAUAAAUUUCACUUUCGCAUAAAAUUUUAUUUAAAUUACUUUAAUAAUAAAUAUUAAUAUCUAUUAAAUUCUCAAUUUAAAGCAAAUCAACAGGAUCUGCAAAACAUUAAAUUAUAAAAUAGGCUAUAAGAUCAUUAUAACAAAAAGUUGAUUCUGAAAAAAUCUUAUAAGAAUAAUUUAAUUUAAUUUUAAAAGCAAAAAUAGAAUUUUUAGAUGAAGUCUCAAAGAAACCUAAUUUAGAAGUUAAUUUUAUAAAUAAUCAAUCAAUUAAAAUAAUUAAAUAAAUUGAAGAUUUAAAAAAAAGAUUAGUAAAUAAUUUCAAAAUCGUUCCCAGUAUCUUAUUUAUCAUUAAUUUUAGCUCACAAUAACUAAAGUUUGCUUCUAUUUUUUCAAAUAGAGAUAUUGAAUGAUUUGAUAAAUUCAUAAACAAUCAAUACUAUGAAUACUUAGCUUGAUGAUUAAGAGCAAAUAGUCAAUGCAAAUAAUAUUUAUCAAGAAUUUGCAAGUCAAUAUUCUUAUGUUACAUUUAUUUUAAAAGAAGAAGAAGAUAUUGAAUUAGUUCAAGAUAGCACUAAUAGAGCAAUUAAAAUAGGAUCUAAUAAAUAUACUUCAUUUGAAGAAAUGGUACCAUCUUCUUUAGUUUCAGUACAUAAAUACCUUAUGAAAGAUUUUUUUUAAACAGGAUAAAAUAAAUAUUACUUAAAUAUUAGUUAAUCAUUUAUAUAAAUAUAAGUAGGAAUUAUCAGUCCAAUUGAUAUGUGCUUGGAUAUAUCAUUCGAUUUAUAAAUGAAUCAAUUAUUAUCUACAGCAUUUAUUAGAUUAACAACUAAUAAUAUUCUAAUCCAUUAUUUUUUAUUGGAUAGUAAAUUUAAGAUUAGAGAAAUAUCUCAAUUGCUCUAUUAAAAAAUAUUAGAAUAUCCAAUAAAUUCAAAAAUGAUAUUUUUUGAUUAAUCCAUUUUUAAUUUUAUUCCUACUUUAACAGAAAAAGAUUUCCUUCAUGAUAGAACUUUAGGAUUAUAUUAAUUACAAUUUCCAUCUAAUUCAAAUAAAUCACUUACUACUCAUUCAAAAUAUAGUUAAAAAUCUAUUGAAAUAUUUUAAGGUGUAAUUAGUGUGUUAGUGAGAAAGAUUAAUCAAAAAAAUACAUAUUAUAUUGUAGAAAUUACAGAUUUAAAAUCAGAUAAGAAAGGAGUUUAUGAUUCAAUAACAUUAUCAGUUCAAUAAUAAAUUGAUAUAGAUGAAAAAGAGAUUAUUAAUAUUCCAUUCGAUAUUUGUUCAUAACCAGAAUAAAGUAAUUUAAAUUAAGUAGUAUAACAACAAUUAACAUCCCGUUUGGAUUCUUAAAGACCAUUAUUAUUUACAAGUCUAGCUGAAUGUUUAGAUGUUUAAAUAGAUAAUGUAAAAGAUAGCUAAAGUUAAAUUUCAAAUAAAAUUGAGAAUUCAGUAAAUUCAAAAAAAAAAAAAUCUAAAUCAGAAGAAGUAUUAAAAUAAUUUGAUGAUUAAGGAUCAUAAAUAUCAUCAGUAGCAGCAGUUAGAAGAUCUGCCUACUUUAAACAAUUUUAAAUUGUAAAUCAAUUAAUCUUUUCAAAGAUCUUUCCUAUUCAUAUUAAAAUCUUUAAUUUAAUGUAUUUCCUUUAUAUUUUGGCUGGAGUACUCAAUUUAAGUAUACUUAUCCAAUAAGUGCAAAAACUAUAAAAUUAUCAAGACCUUUUAGCUUUAUUGAGUAUUAAGUAUGAUAUUUAUGAACCAAUAGAAUCAUUUUUAAAUACUCGUUACACUAUUGUAAACUUAAAUUAAGCAGUAGCAACAAGAGUUAUAAAUUAAUCUGUAUUUAAUGAAUUAGUAAUUUUUCCAAGGUCAAAUUUAGUCAAAGGAUAUGAUGAUUUAAAAGAAAAUAUCUUUGAUGUAAUUUCAAGAAAAGAAUUUUAGACAUUUCUAAAAGAUAGAUAUUUUGAUAGUAUUUGGUAUAUUUCUUCUAACAAAGGUAGUGAUAAGAAUAUUACAUUUAGAAGUGGAAUAUUGGCAUUGUUGAAUUAUUAGUAUGAUUUCAAAUUAGCUUACACAAUUAAAACAUUAUAGACAGACGGACCUUAUUUCUAUUAUUCAUAUAAGAAUUAUAUUCCACUCUAUACAAUCUUUACAUAAUUAAAUUCAGAUAUCUUAGAUUAAUUAACAAAUUCAUUAUCCGAUUAAUCAGAUUAACUUACAAUGAUAUCAGCUCCAUUUAAUGUAUUCUUAGGAAUAGUCUCUAUAAUUUAUUAUAUUUACUUAAUAAGAUAAAGAAGAUUAAAAAAUAAAUUGUUAAGUUUGCUUUAUCAAUAAGAUAAUGAAAUUGUUGCUCAUGAAGUUCAACGAUUGAAAUAAUUAUAAACUUAAAUUAAUAAUAAUUAUAGCUCUUUAUAUCAAUAUGCACUUGAUGUUUAAAGUUUUGAUGAUAAUUUAAAAAAAUAAGAAGGAGAAUUCUUUAGAUUAAUGAAUAAAAAAGGAAAUCGAACAUCAGGUCUACGAAAAAAUAGAUAAAUUAAGAUUUAUAAUUUUAUGUAAUUGGGAAUACUUUUAAUUAAUAUAAUUGUUCUAUAAUUGUUAUACUACAUAACAAUCAGUUCUCUUGAUUCCUAUUUAUCCAAGUCAAAAAAUACAGGAUAAAUCUAUGAAUCUCUUUCUAAUACUGGAGUAGAUGUUCUUAUCAUUUAUGCAUAAAGAGAAGUAUUAUACAGAGCAGCUUUAAUUCCAUUUUUUACUCCACAAGAUAUAGAUGAUUUAAGAGUUCAAAUAAAUAAUAGUCUAGAAUCAAUUUAAAAAUUCAGUGGAUAACUAUUAUAACUAAACCAAAAUGAUUAUUUGUUAGAUGAUUCAUCCUUAGAAUUAUUUGAUAAAGUUAGUUCUUCAUCUUUAUGCAACUAUUUGCCAGAUGUAAAUUAUUUUCAUAUUUUUUAAGGUAUACUCAAAUGUUUCAACUACUCUUUGUCCCUAGGUUUUAUCUGGAGUAUUAAGUUAAGGAUUGAUAUCAACUCUAAAUGUUAUGUAUAACUCAAUUAAUUCUGAAAAACAAUUAAAUAAUUUUACUAACAGAUCUAAUGCACAAGUUCCCGUAAGAGAAUUGGAAGGAGCUACAUUUACUGCAAAAGUUAUCAAAGAAUUAGUCCAAAAACUCUAUUAAAAUCUUUAUAAUUACACAAAUGAAAUAAGAUCCAAUUUUACAGUAAAAUGUUAAAUUUAUCUUUAGAUUAUAUAUAUCUGUGGAAUUUUUAUAUAACUAAUAUUUGGAUUUAGUAUAUUAUAGAAAAUAAGUGCAUAUGAAAAAGAAUAAAUGAAUGAUUUACGUAAGGUUGUCUAUCUAUUGCCCUAAUCAACACUUUUAUUUGAUGAUUCAUUCUAAAGAUAAAUCAAGAUACUAAUAAAAUAAGGAUAGUUAGUUUGA
Molecule: messenger RNA, 4730 nt
Organism: Paramecium pentaurelia
Lineage: Eukaryota; Ciliophora; Oligohymenophorea; Peniculida; Parameciidae
Source: the annotation of a GenBank genome assembly